Meriones unguiculatus (Mongolian gerbil) is the source of this 2719-nucleotide messenger RNA. It is a transcript of the gene Ranbp3, whose product is annotated as RAN binding protein 3. The transcript is spliced from 17 exons. Gene Ontology annotation, molecular function: GTPase activator activity. Gene Ontology annotation, cellular component: nuclear pore; cytoplasm. The coding region runs from base 128 to 1804 and encodes 558 amino acids. The record is from RefSeq and is a predicted model, not a curated record. Gene Ontology annotation, biological process: protein export from nucleus. NCBI's taxonomy places the organism in Eukaryota, Metazoa, Chordata, Mammalia, Rodentia, Muridae.
GAGUUGCCCUCCUUCUCGCCCCGGCGUCGUCUGGUGGGAUGCGCAGGCGCAGGAAGUCUUCCAGCAGAAAGCAGGCAGAGCCCAGGGGCCGGGCGCGGGGCCUUGUGGGAGGGCUUAAGGAAGUAAAAUGGCGGACCUGGCGAACGAAGAAAAGCCUGCUGUUGCACCGUCCGUCUUUGUGUUUCAGAAGGACAAAGGACAGAAGUCCUCCACAGAGCACAGAGACUUGCCGGAGUCGGGAGAGGAGCCUCGGGGGGAGGCUGAGGAGCCCUGGCCUGAUGCGGGGCACCCUGAAUCCACUGGGGAGCAUGCCUUAGACCCUUCUGCCCCUGCUAGUGCUUCCGCCAGCUCUCCUCCGCCCCCUGCUCCUGCAGCCCAGCCUCCUUGUAUGCGAGAACUGGCAGGGAGGUCUGCUGGCAGCUCCAGCCCUGAAGCCGGAGAAGAUUCUGAUCGUGAAGAUGGAAACUACUGCCCUCCCAUCAAGCGAGAGCGGACGUCCUCUCUAACGCACUCAGAGGAGAAGAGCAGCGGCUUCCGACUGAAGCCCCCUACACUCAUCCACGGCCAGGCGCCCAGUGCAGGUCUGCCCAGCCAGAAGCCCAGGGAGCAGCAGCGUGGCGUGCUCCGCCCAGCCGUGCUGCAGGCCCCUCAGCCCAAGGUGCUGUCACAGACGGUCCCCAGCAGUGGCACCAACGGGGUCAGCAUGCCAGCAGACUGCACAGGGACAGCCACGACUACUUCACCAGAAAACCUCACGCAGAGGAGCCCCUCCGAGUCUGCCGAGGGGGCACACACACUUGAGGAGAAAGUGCCUCAAAAAGCCCCGUGUGCUACCUUGGAGGAGGGGCACUGUCAAGAGGAGCAGGUGGCCCCACAGGCUUUCGUGUUUGGACAGAACUUGAGAGACAGAGUGAAGUUACUGAAUGAGAAUGCUGAUGUGGCAGAUGUGGAUAGCAGCGCACACCCGAGCUCAGAAACACCCACAGCAACCAACUACUUUCUGCAGUACAUCAGUUCCAGCACAGACAACUCGACCCACAGUGCUGACGCCUCUACCAAGUUUGUGUUUGGCCAGAACAUGAGUGAGCGCGUCUUGAGCCCCCCCAAGCUGAAUGAAGCCAAUUCAGAUGCCAGCAGGGAGACUACACAUGCCCAGUCGGGGUCUGAGUCAUCAUCCCAGGAGGCCGCCCCCAAGAAAGAGUCGCUGGCCGAGUCGGCAGCUGCCUACACGAAGGCUACAGCGUGGACAUGUUUGCUGGAGAAGGUGGAGGUCAUUACAGGGGAGGAGGCAGAAAGCAACGUGCUGCAGAUGCAGUGUAAGUUGUUCGUGUUUGACAAGACCUCACAGUCAUGGGUGGAGCGCGGCCGGGGACUCCUAAGGCUUAAUGACAUGGCGGCAACCGAUGAUGGCACGUUACAGUCCCGGCUAGUGAUGCGGACCCAGGGCAGCCUGCGGCUCAUCCUGAACACGAAGCUGUGGGCACAGAUGCAGAUGGAUAAGGCCAGUGAAAAGAGCAUCCGAAUCACAGCGACAGACGCAGAGGACCAGGGCGUCAAGGUCUUCCUGAUCUCGGCCAGCUCCAAGGAUACAGGCCAGUUGUAUGCUGCACUGCACCACCGUAUCCUAGCACUGCGUAGCCGCGCCGAGCAGGAACAGGAGGCUAAGGCGCCCCCACCUGAGCCAGGAGCCACCCGGGCCACUGAGGAGGAAGACAGUGAUGAGGAUGCCAUGCUCGCCCCCUCGGGUGUCACGGGGGCUGGCACAGGUGACGAAGGGGAUGGCCAGGCUCCCGGGAGCACAUAGCGGCCGAGCCACUGCGCCAGACUGCUGCUUUGUCGUCUGUCCACCGUCCGUCCCUCCCCGCAGGCCGCGUCAUGGUGGUGUCUAUUGCUAGGGUGGCCGCAGGCUGGAUCCACGCGUCCCUCUACAGCAGGUGGGGACGCCGGGAUGCGGCUUGGGACUCCGACCUCAUCAUAUUGAUGAGCAGAAAGAACGCUCCCCGCCCUCCUCCGAUCGAAAUGGCACAUUGACACUUGUCACAGCUUCCGCUGGCUCUCAGAGCUGACCUGGUCACCAAGCAUUGUGGUGUUCCUCCCUGGGCAGCGACAGUGAGAACUCUGGGCUCAGCUUUCUGCUGAGAGCAACCUGCUGUCCGCUCAGCUGCCCACUCCACCUGGGUCACGGGGCAGGCAGAUGCCCCGUGUGCAUUUCUGAUGGCUUAGUUUGUGAGGUCAUGGAUGAAGCUGCUUGUGGGCUGAGCUGACUUGAUGUCCCUGUGGGCGGCGCCCGGCCCCCACGGGGACUCCCUGUGUUUGGGCCUGAGAACACCUAUCUGGACGAAGGUGACAGAUUCAGGAGGGCACCUGCGCACUUGCCGCCUGCACUGCCGGGGUCUCCCUUAGCAGGUGCCCAGCGCAGCACAGCCCUGAGGUGACUAACCAUCUAGGGUCCCUGAGAGGCAAAGGGAGUCUGCGAAGGGCCUGGCCCCAGCCAGAAGACGAGGCCCCCACCCGUGGACUGUGUGGUUCCAUCUCUGGCCAGGCCACUCGGGGGAGCCAGCAAGGACACCAGAGGCUGCCCAGCAGAUGGAUCACACUGCUCCCAGCCUUAGCCAGCCAGUGACAAGUGAAUCCAGACGUCGCCCAUGUGUUUUGGAACAUUUAUGUAAGAUUGUCAUAUGAAAUGUAUUUGAGAACUGCAUUAAAACUUUCAACUAAA